Melampsora larici-populina 98AG31 is the source of this 498-nucleotide messenger RNA. RefSeq lists its product as uncharacterized. The transcript has 4 exons. Bases 1 to 498 code for a protein of 165 amino acids. The record is from RefSeq and is a predicted model, not a curated record. NCBI's taxonomy places the organism in Eukaryota, Fungi, Basidiomycota, Pucciniomycetes, Pucciniales, Melampsoraceae.
AUGUUAACUAUGGAAGGAGGAUUAGCUGAACAUUUGAUCAGAAAUGAUACAUUUUCAAAUCAAUUAUUCCUUCAUGCUUCGGAAGAAGCAGGUUUGGUGUAUGAUCUUACAGACAUCCUCGGUAAAAAGACCAGCUUUCAAGAGCAUGAUUUGAGUCGACUUGUCCUGCUUGCUAAAGGUCAAACCCUGACAUCUUUUCUCAACACUCAAGCUGAGCCAUCUGAUUCUCCUUUGUCAACAAAACAAAAUGAUCCAAUCAUUAUGUCUGAUCAUCAAAUCAAAAAGAAUUCAUCAAUACCUUUGAUUUUGAUGAACCAAUCUGAUUUAUUUUUGAGGACUUGGAAUGAUUUGAUGAAGAAUGAGAACGCACUUGGGGUACCAAUUUAUUGGAAAAGAAGUCAGAUCCGGCGUCAUUUCUUAGUCACACUUGGGAUUCCUGUUGAUCUAAAUCAUUUCUUACCACCUGCAGAUAUUCCAAUAUACCACACCCACACCUAA